UCACUCCUAUGCAGAGAAGAUACUGUUGUCAGAACAGAAAUCACACUUCAUGGGUACAGAAACUUUAAUGAACCAAAAACUGCAGAAAAUAUUCUUGUUAGGUACUGCAUUAUUGAUGUCAGAUGAAAUAAAAAAGGUCCUUUCAUAUCUCUAGUUCUCUUCUAUAUCUUUCAUUUUCUUUUGGGAGGGAAUAAAUUGCUCUUCUUCAUUAAAAUUCUCAAUCCACAGUAAAAGCACAGACUACUGUUUGACCUGUGUGCUCCUGAUGGUGUAUAUGUGGCUCCCAAAGAUGAUCAGCUGUAAUGUAAUUUGAAAGUAAUUAGCUUAUUCUGAUUCUUUUUGCUUGCUGGCAUUUCACACUCUUCAUCAAGUCCUCUACUAGGGUAGCACACACCAGCUUAUUCACCAAAGUCUGACAAUCUACCUGUGACUUCUCGUUUGCUCUGUAGAAGAUGGCAGUGAAAGAUGUUCGUGGUGCUUUUCCUACAGUGGAUGUCCCAGACCAUGCCCACUAUACAAUUGGAACAGUCAUUCUUAUCGUGGGAAUCACAGGAACUCUGGGUAAUUUCCUGGUCAUCUAUGCUUUCUGCAGGAGUAGGACCCUUCAGAAACCAGCCAAUAUAUUCAUCAUCAACCUAGCUGUUAGUGACUUCCUUAUGUCCAUCACACAGUCUCCGGUAUUUUUCACCAACAGUCUCCAUAAACGUUGGAUUUUUGGUGAGAAAGGCUGUGAGCUGUAUGCCUUCUGCGGAGCUCUUUUUGGCAUUACAUCUAUGAUCACUUUGAUGGUGAUUGCCUUGGACAGAUACUUUGUCAUCACAAAACCUCUGGCUUCUGUUCGAGUGAUGUCUAAGAAGAAGGCCCUUAUAAUCCUGGUAGGCGUCUGGCUGUACUCUUUGGCUUGGAGCCUCCCACCCUUCUUUGGAUGGAGCGCCUAUGUUCCUGAAGGCCUGCUGACUUCCUGUUCCUGGGAUUACAUGACUUUCACACCAUCAGUCCGUGCCUACACAAUGCUGCUUUUCUGCUUUGUCUUCUUCAUUCCUUUGAUUGCUAUCAUAUACAGCUAUGUUUUUAUAUUUGAGGCUAUCAAGAAGGCCAACAAGUCUAUACAGACAUUUGGAUGCAAACAUGGAAACAAAGAUCUCCAGAAACAGUAUCAUAGGAUGAAGAAUGAAUGGAAGUUGGCUAAGAUUGCACUGAUCGUCAUCUUGCUUUAUGUCAUUUCCUGGUCACCAUACUCUGUUGUUGCCCUGGUAGCUUUUGCUGGGUAUUCUCAUGUUCUAACACCCUUCAUGAAUUCAAUACCAGCUGUGAUUGCCAAAGCUUCUGCCAUCCAUAACCCCAUAAUUUAUGCCAUCACUCACCCUAAAUAUAGAACAGCCAUUGCGACAUAUGUUCCCUGCCUUGGAUCCCUGUUGAGAGUUUCUCCUAAAGAAUCCCGAUCCUACAGCAGUUAUCCCUCCUCCAGACGAACCACCAUAACCAGCCAGUCUUCUGAGACAAGUGGGCUGCAGACAGGAAAAAGGCGAUUAUCUUCCAUCUCUGACAGUGAAUCGGGCUGUACCGAUACAGAAACUGAUAUCACCAGUAUGACCUCCAGACCUGCUAGCAGCCAGGUUUCCUAUGAAAUGGGCAAAGAUACUACCCAAACCAGCGACCUAGGAGGCAAACCUGAAGUGAAAAGCCACGAUUCUGGGAUUUUUGGAAAGACAGUUGUAAACACAGAUGAAAUACCCAUGGUGGAAAUUAAUGUCACAGAGCAUUCUGCUACAUCUACUUGCAAAACAUCUGAAAAAUGCAGUGUGGAGGAAAUUCAGAGAAGUGAGAGCCCGAGUGGCAUCGGACUAAAAGGAGAGCCUCGCCAUAGAACAUCCACAUCUCAGAUACCCAGCAUUAUAAUAACAUGCAGCAACAUACAAGGAGUAGAGCUGCCUGCUGGAUACAGCACUGGUUUCCUGUACCCAAAGAAGAAAAGCCACAAGCAGAAAAAGAGCUCCAACAGCUGAAUGGCAAAAGCCCAGAAUAUCACCCUUACCAAUACCUCUGGAGGAACCAUGAACCAGCUGAAUCCAGAAGACUCUCCCACCUUGCUCUGAAACACAGCACAAGACAAGCAAGAAUAAAAUCUAAGGGAGUAACCUGUUCAGUUUCCCAACUGACUCCAGUGCUUCACUUCUGAUCUGAGUCACACUGCAAUUUUAUUAUUUCGUCUUUUUGUGGCUCAAAGAAAUUAUUUCUCUCACUUGGAUUUUACUCUUCUCAGGCAUAUUAGACUGUUACAUGGAUCUUACCUACAAGCCUCUUUUGAUUAAUUUGAGAGAAAAGCGAAGUAUGAGAUCCAGCCUUUGUCCAAUUACUGUGGAGUAACUUCAAAGCUAUUUGGGGAAAACCUUAAAUUACUUUCUGGAGAUGCUUUCCUUAUUGAAGUUCCUCAAGCAAAUGAAAACACUCAAUGCUCCUUUCUCUUAGUAAUUAGAAAGUUCCCUCAUUUUCUUGUACAAAGCAAUUGAAAGGUAAUGCACUUGAGCACUAAUUUGAGGUCUCAGACAUUUUUUUAUUUCUGAGAUUCUAGAAGAUGAGAAGUCAUCUGCUUUUCCCUGGUGUUCCUUCUGGAGUACAAAAGUAAGUAGAUAGAAUUAAUUUACAAUCUGUAGAAGUUUACACCACAAGAAUGAUAAGGUAUAGUCAGUCCACAGUGGGGAUAUAUCCCUUUUAAGUCUAAAAACAUAGGGUAAAGAGAGCUAUUGAAGCAGUUCUUAACAAAAGGUGCCUCAAUAGUUCUCCCUUUGGUUGAAGGAAUAGAGGAAACCACGCAGGUCAUUUUGCCCUAAGUAAAUCAGUUCUUAUGUCAUAUCAGAGAAAGCCAUAGGACUAUACAAAUGUAACCAACUUAUUCCUUUGAAGGCAAAAAAGUUCAGUCAGUUCCAGAAGGCAUGGGUCAUUGAUUACAGCCAAAUGUUUGAAACUUACUUUGAACUGAAUUAAAAAAGGAGGUGAUAAUGACUUCUGAGGCAGCUAAAUAUCAGAUCACAAACAAGUGGCUAUUUCAGACAGGUAAAUGUUGAAAGUCUUGGGUGUUUCUACAUAAAUCAUAGGCAUUAGAAAUGGAAAAAGGAGUAGUGCAGUUUCUCCCUUCACCUACCACAACUGGGUAUUGUUUCCAUGCAGAAAACAAUGUUAAACUGACAAUAUAUAUACUAGCAAUAAGGAAAAAGACGGGGGAAAACAUCUUGAAACAGGAAGCCUGUUCAAAGAUGUUCAUCAAGCCUAAAGAAUUACAUUCUUACUGUUUUGGCUUAUAAAAUAAGAGAACAUAAAGCAUAUAAUUGUCCCCAUCUUUUGCCAGGAAAUCCAGGUGGCAGAAGGGAAGAAAUGCUAGCAAAUGUUGCCUAUUUAAUACAGGCUGCAAAAGGCUGAACACAUUAAGAAAAUAGGUCAAGGCUUACACAUGCUUUUUCUUGUGCUACUAAGAUGCAUUUGUGUACAACUUGCCAUUAAGAGCUAGACUUUUCACUCCUGUUACAAUUCCAUUCAGAAUUAAUAUUCUUGAAGACUGUACUCUGCUCUUCUGCAUUCCCUUCCACUUUUAGAGAGUAUUAAAAGAAUACAUUGAUGGCUAGAAAAGCCCUAUGAAUCCACAGCAUGUUGUUCUCUCUAUCCUUCAGCUCUAACAUGUACUAGAGAUUAGUUUGUGUCUAUAAAAAGAACUGCAGCUGUUAGUGCUUGUCUACUUACAAGAGGCUUGAAAAGCAUAUAUUAAUUAGGGAGAAUUUGUUUAGGAGUACUUGAAAACUCGUGUGUACUCCCUGUGUAACUAACAACCUCACCUUCCCUUCCCUUCUACUGACAUUACCAAAAUCAUUCAUGGAAAAGCCCACAAAACUCAUUACACCUAAAUCUCUCACUGAAGUCAUCAACACAGUAACCCCAGUGGCAUUUGGAAUAAAUCAUUAUUCGUUCUUAUUUCAUCUCAUUUUAGCAGCUUUAUUUGUGUCCUGUAUCCUCUAUUUGGCAGCCAUUCUCUCCGCUUUACUGUCUCUUUACACCCCUUAACAGAGAUGACUGAUUGGAUUAAAAUAAUUCAGGACUGAGGUGAUUCAUGUUUCAGUUAAAGUCAACUGUACAGGCUGUUCUGCACUAGCAAGACUGCUUGCCAUUCACCAUGCACUUGGGCAUAUUCCAGUGACGUGGAGGUGUGAAAGGACUAGGGCAAAACUGAGGCACUUCCCUUUGGCCUUUCAUGCUACAGCAGCUGUUCACAGAGCAGCCUGCUGGCAAAGGGAAUAGCAAGAAGUGCUGUGA
Molecule: messenger RNA, 4302 nt
Organism: Phasianus colchicus (ring-necked pheasant)
Lineage: Eukaryota; Metazoa; Chordata; Aves; Galliformes; Phasianidae
Gene: OPN4
Product: opsin 4
Biological process (GO): visual perception; G protein-coupled receptor signaling pathway
Cellular component (GO): membrane
Molecular function (GO): G protein-coupled receptor activity
Source: RefSeq, a predicted model, not a curated record